GAGACACCGAUGGAACAAGCGACCGCGGAGGCGCUUGCAGCUCGGCUCACCGUCGUUUUUGGAUUUCUACCAAAAACUGUGAUUUUUCUCUCCGUUUUUUUAAACGUUUGUACUCAAAUUGCUCUAAUGAUACACGAUGACGAAACUGUCAGUGUUAGAAAGAAUCAAGUAUUGUCAAGUAGGAUAUAAUACAGAAGCAGCAACUGUCGUCCUCCGUCAACUGUUCACGAGAGUUAAUAUUUUGUGGUAACGCGCAAAUAUCUCGACAUUUCGCCUUUAGCAUGGAAGAGGGAACAGAGAAGAGCAAAAACAGCACAUUGAGAAAAAUGCAUGUUUAACUAUGGACGGAAGACUGACGAAGUCGAAUAACAAGUAAAUAAAAUAAAAUAAAAUACCAACAUCUGGUACCUCAGAGAGGGCAGUUUUCCGCGCACAACGGAGGAGGAUGAAUGAUGAUGGAAUGGCCGUAACAACAUGAAAAAAAAAAAGUGAAUAUCGGAAUAUUUCCGCCUUUCGUGUGAAUCAACAGCCGGAGUGGGGAAGAGGAGAGGAGAAGAGGAGAGGAGAGUGGAGAUCCCACAUCCCUUUUUCCUCCCCACUUUCAACCAGCUCCCUUCCCCUCAGUCCCUUCCACUCCUCCCUUUACCCUUUCCAUUCCCCAUCUGUCUCUCCACCCUCUUUCUCGUCGGUCCUCUCUCCACGGCUCUCAGUGCAUUCCCUCACAGUUUAACCCUCUUCAUGUCUUCCUCGCCCUUGCUCUCUGUACUCCCAACACUGUCAAGCACCUGAGCCCAGAAAAUCCCCGGAACCCCGGAGCUACGGUCACUCGGAGUUUCGCGUCCCACCAUGGAGCCACCACCCUCACUAAACCUGACCGUCCUGGCUGGGGGGGAAGAAGAGGAACAGAGGCCAGCGCUUCCUCUAAGUGGCGUCUCCCACCCGUCUGCUGCUGGUGCCUACCCUGGUGCCAACCACUCUAACCACUCAGGCAGUGCAAAUAUAGACCGGCUCAACAGCACCUCAUCUCCCACCACACCCGGGCUCCCACCAGCUGCUCUCCCCAAGCUACCCCUGCCCUCGGCCCAGCAGCUCCCCCCUGCCAUCCCCAAUGCCCUGCACCCCACCAGCACGCCACUGUCAUCCUGCCUGGGCAGCCAGCACAGCCUGAGUGGGGACAACUCACCUGUCUAUAAUGCUCUCUUCUACUCCUCACAUUCACCCUCCACUGAACGGGAGCGGGAGAGAGAGCGGGAGAGGGACAGAGGGUCCAAGCACAGACAGGCCAGCCCCCUGGUUCACAGACGGGACAGCAACCCUUUCACCGAAAUCGCCAUGAGCUCCUGCAAAUACACCGGUGGGGUCAUGAAGCCCCUCAGCCGUCUGAGCGCGUCCCGGAGGAACCUCAUUGAGUCGGACAGUGGAAGCGACACCAAAGAUGGGGGAGGGGGAGCAGCACGGGACAGGGAAAUGGGGGCGACAGGGCCUCUGCUGCACACGCAGGCCCAAAACCCCCCAGAGAUUGUGAUCUCUUCCAAAGAGGACUCACCAUAUGGCUACGACUUUGAUACCACCACCAAUCAGAUGUCCAUCUACCACCAGAACAAUGCCCGGUCUGAAAGUCGAGGGGCACUGAGCAGCACUGGGGGUGCUGGAAGUGCAGGGAACAGCCGUGGAGGCAGUGGGAGUGCAAGGGGUACCAGUACCUCCAAGGCCACCAAGCGAAAGAAUCAAAACAUCGGGUACAAGCUGGGUCACAGGCGAGCGCUAUUUGAGAAGAGGAAGAGACUGAGUGACUACGCCCUCAUCUUUGGGAUGUUUGGCAUCGUGGUCAUGGUCAUUGAGACAGAGCUCUCCUGGGGUGUCUACAGCAAGAGCUCCAUGUAUUCUCUGGCUCUGAAGUGUCUCAUCAGCCUCUCCACAGUGAUCCUGCUGGGCCUUAUCAUUGCUUACCACGCUCGUGAGGUGCAGCUCUUCGUCAUUGACAACGGAGCAGAUGACUGGCGUAUUGCCAUGACAAUGGAGAGGGUACUGCUCAUUGCCUUGGAGCUGCUGGUGUCAGCAGUACACCCGGUGCCAGGUGACUUCCGCUUCCACUGGCGGGCACGACUGGCCUUCUCCUACACGCCAUCAGUGGCUGAAGCAGACCUGGACAUGGUGCUCUCAGUGCCCAUGUUCUUGAGGCUGUACCUCAUUGCUCGCGUCAUGCUGCUGCACAGCAAGCUCUUCACUGACGCCUCCUCCCGCAGCAUUGGAGCCCUCAACAAGGUGCACUUCAACACACGCUUUGUAAUGAAGACCCUGAUGACUAUCUGCCCGGGGACUGUGCUGCUGGUUUUCAGUAUCUCCCUGUGGAUCAUCGCUGCCUGGACUGUGCGUGUCUGUGAGAGGUACCAUGAUGCCCAGGAUGUGACUAGCAAUUUUCUAGGUGCCAUGUGGCUCAUUUCUAUUACAUUCUUGUCCAUCGGAUACGGAGACAUGGUCCCACACACCUACUGCGGCAAAGGCGUCUGCUUACUCACGGGCAUCAUGGGAGCUGGCUGUACAGCACUGGUGGUGGCUGUGGUGGCAAGGAAGCUGGAAUUGACCAAGGCAGAGAAACAUGUACACAACUUCAUGAUGGACACCCAACUCACUAAAAGGAUCAAGAAUGCAGCAGCCAACGUGCUGAGGGAGACCUGGCUGAUCUACAAACACACGAAACUGAUGAAGAAGAUAGACCACUCCAGGGUGCGCAAACACCAGAGGAAGUUUCUCCAGGCCAUUCACCAACUACGCAGUGUGAAAAUGGAGCAGAGGAAGCUCAGCGACCAAGCCAACACAUUAGUAGACCUCUCUAAGAUGCAGAGUGUGAUGUACGAGCUCAUGUCAGAAUUGAACGACCGCAGCGAGGACUUGGAGCGACAGAUGCUGAGCUUGGAACAGAGGGUGGAGCAGCUGACAGCUGGAUUCAGCGCCCUGCCCGCCCACCUGUCAGCCACACUCACUGCCCAGCACACUGCCUUGCUCCAACUGCUGCGGGAGCGGGACAGCAAGGGUGGGGCCGAGAGGGUAGCUGGGGCCGAGAGGGAGGGGAGCCCCAAUACCAGCUCCUCCAGCUGCUGAGAAAGACAAACAAAGAGGGUGGAGCAAGGGAAAAAGUGGUGGGGUAUAAUAAAGGGACAAAAACAUGAGAGAGGACAGUAGGAGCAACACUCUUUGGCUCCACUAAGGAAUGCAGAAAGACAUUUUAUGGUGAUAAAUGCAGAGGAUUGACAUGACUGAUGAAAAGCAAGAAACUGUCUGCAAGGAGCAAGAUUGCAAUAUAAGGCAUAAGGAGCAGAGAGGUGAAGUAAUUGUUAAAGUAUUACAUUAAUACAGAAUACUUUAAUGGAGCCUGCACUAAUUACAAGAAUAUUCUCUCCCUCAGCAUCAGGAAUUAAUGACAAUGACUUUUUAUCCUUAGGAUGUGUUUUCUAACUAAUUGCUAACUGUGCGCUGACGAACAUCCCUUUAAUAAGAAUUUUAAUCACUGCCACUUACCACUACACAAACACACAGCAUAUAAAAUAUCCAUCUGAGUGAAAUAUAACGUCAGUCCCACACAUUUAUUCCGUUAAAAAAUGUGUAUACAUGACACAAUUUCCAGUUCGAACAAAUAAAAUGCACUUGAUGACAUAUCAUGCACAUAUACAUAAAAAACUUUGUGCACUACUAAAACAAUUCCACACCUAGAAAUUCUGCAAAUGCACAGAAUACAACAGCCAUAAAGUGUGUAAUCCAUGCUUGCAAAAGCCGUAUGUACGUCGAAAUCCUACAAAAAACACACACGCGUAGUUCGAACUUUGCUACCAAAGUGCUCUCAGUGACUAAAAUGGACUCUACAAAGAGAAGUAGAGAAAGCAAAUCAGGGAGGGGACUACAUGCCAUUGCUUAGUGGCUGAAGAUCUCUUGGGGAAAAUGAAUGAAAGAUUUUUUUGGAAAUCAACAGAAUACCUACAGGGCUAAGCCUUUUACAGCCAGAAAGAGACAGAAGAAGAAGAGCAAUCAAGUGAACAAACCGAAUGAAGAGAAUGAGGAUAAGCAAGUUAAGAAAUAGGCAUUAAAGGGACAUAAUACAUUUUUGCAACAGGAAGAAGGGAAAUGUGGGGAGAGAGAAAUAAGAGAAAACAUGGCAAGAAAAAUCAUAAUGGAGUGCUGGAAUACUGGAGACUAUUUUUGCUUCUGACCCCAUUCUACGGAGACCAUUUUGAAAACUGUCUUUCAGCGACAUUCUGUGGCCGGAAAACUGAAUUACACCUGUGUGGAUUGUACUGUCACUGAAAUACAGUAUAGCUUUGUAUUGCUCAGUUUUUUACCAUUAAAGUAUUACU
Molecule: messenger RNA, 4349 nt
Organism: Scleropages formosus (Asian bonytongue)
Lineage: Eukaryota; Metazoa; Chordata; Actinopteri; Osteoglossiformes; Osteoglossidae
Gene: kcnn3
Product: potassium intermediate/small conductance calcium-activated channel, subfamily N, member 3
Exons: 10
Coding region: 847-3102 (751 amino acids)
Biological process (GO): potassium ion transport
Cellular component (GO): membrane
Molecular function (GO): small conductance calcium-activated potassium channel activity; calmodulin binding
Source: RefSeq, a predicted model, not a curated record